CUUAGGGGAAAGGCAGCCACCGCUGGGGAGAGGUGGAGGUUGAGGAUUUCCCCCUCAGCUCGUGAGAGCGGGAGCCGGACACACGGACGGAUGGCCAGCCAGCCACCGCUCGACACGUCCACCGAUCGCUUGCCACCUUCUCCUCCCGUGCUAACGCCGGCCCCAGGGUGGCCUGUCCUGCACCUCCGCGACGUUGUGACGGCAGCAAACGCCUACUUGAGCUGGGCGCCGGGCCGGAGGCAGAGGCAGGCCCGUGACAGCCCCGGGCCCGGCCCUCCCAGUAAACAUCUGCCUAGCGCCCGAGCGGUCUGUCUGGUGUACCUGGCCCUAGCUGCAGGCACCACAGACAACCCUGAGGCCCCAUGGAGGCCCUGGUGCCACAGCCGGUGAAGCAGGAGGGCCCCGCCACCGAGGCCCUGACGGCAGACUCGCCCUGGCACCGCUUCCGCCACUUCCACCUGGGCGAUGCGCCUGGCCUGCGCGAGGCCCUGGGGCUGCUCCGUGCCCUGUGCCGCGAGUGGCUGCGCCCCGAGGUGCACACAAAGGAGCAGAUGCUGGAGUUGCUGGUGCUUGAGCAGUUCCUGAGCGCGCUGCCGGCCGACACCCAGGCCUGGGUGUGCAGCCGGCAGCCCCAGAGUGGCGAGGAGGCUGUGGCCCUGCUGGAGGAGCUCUGGGGCCCAGCCACCUCCCCAGACCAGCCGUCUGCAGUGAAGAUCCCCCGUGAGCUGGCAGAAGGCUCCGGGGCCAGUGCUGCGAAGGAGGAUAGUGGGGUGAUAACCCAAGGCCCUGCGGCUGAGCCCCCGGGUCCCGGUGAGACCCGCGCCGUGCGCCCCUACAAGCAGGAGCCAGGCAGCCCCCCGCCAGCCCCGCUGGCGCCUGGCCUGCCCGCCUUCCUGGCCCCGGGCGGCGUGGCAUGCCCUGAGUGUGGGAAGGCGCCGCUGAAGCCCGCGCACCUGCUGCGCCAUCGGCAGAGUCACUCAGCCGAGAAGCCGCACGCAUGCCCGGAGUGCGGCAAGGCCUUCCGGCGCAAGGAGCACCUUCCUCCUGUGCAGCCCCAGAGCUUGGCUGACCAAUUUGCACGAGUGGCUCCUCAUCCUCACAAGGGCCCCACACCUCCACCAGCUGCACGGAGGACAGAGUCUGGCUUGUCAGUUCUCAAAGGCGUCCAGCCGCUUACCCACUAG
This is a messenger RNA of Dipodomys ordii (Ord's kangaroo rat), 1184 nucleotides long. It is a transcript of the gene Znf444, whose product is annotated as zinc finger protein 444. The coding region runs from base 363 to 1184 and encodes 273 amino acids. Lineage: Eukaryota; Metazoa; Chordata; Mammalia; Rodentia; Heteromyidae. The transcript has 5 exons. The record is from RefSeq and is a predicted model, not a curated record.